Messenger RNA from Frankliniella occidentalis (western flower thrips), 4924 nucleotides. RefSeq names its product protein draper (gene drpr). The record is from RefSeq and is a predicted model, not a curated record. Gene Ontology annotation, molecular function: scavenger receptor activity; protein binding. The transcript has 20 exons. NCBI's taxonomy places the organism in Eukaryota, Metazoa, Arthropoda, Insecta, Thysanoptera, Thripidae. Bases 369 to 3560 code for a protein of 1063 amino acids.
CGCUCGCUGAACAGCGUUCAGUUUCAGUCCCGGCCCAAAGCUGCCGCCGAGUGGGUGCGCCGCGUCCGUCUGUCCGUCCGCCUGCCGUCGGGCCAAGCCUCAGUGUAGACGUCACACAGUCUGCUUUGUUUUGGUUGGCGUUUCCAGUCCGAACUGUCAAAAGAGACUUCUAGGGGCGCGUGGGCGGGUCCUUGUGUGUGUUGUGUGUGGUUUCGGGAGUGGUGUGCUGGUUUCAGCGGCCUCUGAUUGGAUUACCUGCUUAAAAGCAUCUUCUGCAUGAAAGGUGUUUGACGGCGCGCUCCUCAUGUGACGACUGACCCGGCCGGCGUACCCCCUGCUGCCCCGCUGCAAGGUCGCUCUGCCGUGCCAUGGAGUGGGCCAUGCUGCCCUGUGCGGUGCUGCUGCUGCUACUCGCCCUGCCACCCGACCAGGCCGACGCCGCGCUGGAGGGGCCUCACAUCUGCACUCGGCAGGCGCCAUACAACCAGACUGUGAGGGUGUCGAAGCAAGUUCCAGUCCAGAGGAAGGUUUACUCGUGGUGCCUGAACAUUCCACCUCGCUGUUCCAAGUACAAGCUGGAGCUCAAGACCCAGUAUACAACCCAGACUUUGUCUAAAACAAGACCUGUUGAGGAGUGUUGUGAUGGGUAUGUCCAAAGUGGAAACCGAUGUGUUGCACAUUGUGACGAGGUCUGCAUUCAUGGCAAGUGUGUGGAACCCAACAAAUGCCAGUGUGAAGAAAAUUUCGGUGGACCAACAUGCAAUCAAACUUGUCCAGACAAUCGCUUUGGCCCUAACUGUGAGCACAGGUGUCAGUGUGUAAAUCAAGCUAUUUGUGAUCCUUUUUCUGGAGAGUGCAAUUGUAAACCUGGCUGGACAGGUCAGCAUUGCUCUUUAGAAUGCCCUCCUGGAAAAUAUGGACAAGAUUGUGAAGAAAAUUGCAAGUGUCAAAAUGGGGGAACUUGUGAUCACGUGUCAGGCGAGUGCCAUUGUGCUCCAGGAUGGAUGGGACCUUUGUGUGAGAAUCAGUGCCCUGAAGGUAAACAUGGAAAUGAAUGUGCUGCAGAGUGCAGGUGUCAAAAUGGUGGAACAUGUAACCCAACCUCAGGAAAGUGCUAUUGCACUCCUGGAUGGACGGGUGAUGUCUGUGGAAACCGUUGUGGAUUUGGUCUCUGGGGAGUGAAUUGUUCUAAAGUUUGUGAUUGCUACAAUGGAGCACCUUGUCAUCACAUUAGUGGGGCAUGUGAAUGUCAAGCUGGAUUCAGAGGGGACAAGUGUCUUGAUCGCUGUCCUGAGGGAUACUAUGGAGUGAUGUGUGCCAAAAAAUGUGACUGUAAGAAUGGUGCAUUAUGCUCACCUGGGGAUGGAACUUGCAAAUGCAAGGAAGGCUGGAAUGGUCCUGACUGCUCACAGCGAGCUUGUCCAGAAUGGACUUUUGGAGCAAAUUGCACAGGAAGCUGCAGUUGUGACAUGAACAAUACUGAGAGUUGUGAUCCACAUACAGGUGCUUGCAAUUGCAAGCCUGGCUGGGAUGUACGUUCCUGUGCUCGCCCUUGCCCAAUGCUCACUUAUGGCUUAGGAUGUAAGCAAAAGUGUGAUUGUAAAAAUAAUGCUCUUUGUUCCUCUGUUGAUGGCUCUUGCAUCUGUGCUGCUGGUUACCGGGGCAAAGAUUGCAGCUUAGAAUGCCCUCCUGGCACUUUUGGAGAGGACUGUGCUCAGAACUGUAACUGCAACGGUGCAAAAUGUGAUCAUGAGACUGGACAGUGCUAUUGCAAUCCAGGUUGGGAAGGUAUUGAAUGUGAACGGCCAUGUAAUGGUACUUCAUUUGGAAAAGACUGCAAAGAAAAUUGUAAAUGUGAGAAUGGUGGUGUUUGUCAUCCCAUAAAUGGCACCUGCACUUGUCCAGCAGGAUUUGAAGGAGAAUUUUGUGAGCGAAAAUGUGAGGAGGGCCGUUAUGGUAUUGGCUGUCGUUUAGAAUGUGACUGUGACCCGCACAAUACUAUAGGUUGUGAUCUUAAAACAGGACAGUGCCAUUGCAAACGUAAUUGGAGGGGGAUGAGGUGUGCGACUGAAUGCAAAGAAGGAUAUUUUGGCCCAGAUUGUAGUAAUGAGUGUGAUUGUGCAAAUAAUAGUACCUGUGAUGCUGUCAGUGGGGCGUGUAUCUGUGCAAGGGGCUGGCAAGGUGAUCGCUGCAGUAUUCCUUGUAACCCAGGCCGAUAUGGCAUUGGCUGUAAAGAAGAAUGCCCUCACUGGGCAUAUGGUGUCAAUGGUGAACCUGCUUGCAAUCAUAUUACUGGAGAAUACCAUUGUAAACCUGGUUUCCAAGGAUUGAACUGUGAAAUUCCAUGUUCAGAGUAUACUUAUGGUCAAGAUUGCAAAGAACAAUGUAGUUGUAAGAAGACUACAAGGUGCCACUAUGUGACAGGAGAGUGUCAAUGCCUGCCUGGAUGGACAGGCGAUAAAUGUGAGCGCCCAUGCCGUCCUGGCUUCUUUGGCUUGCACUGCAGUCAGACCUGUAAGUGUCAAAACGGUGGGCACUGUCGAAGCAAUGAUGGUUUUUGCCACUGUAAGCCUGGUUGGACAGGUCCAAAAUGCUAUGAAGCUUGUCCGGAUGGUUUGUAUGGCACCAAUUGUAUGGAGGUGUGUGAAUGUGAAAAUGAUGAGAAGUUUGACUGCCAUCCCAUUAAGGGCUGUGUCUGCCGCAAAGGUCUCUCGGGUAAAAGUUGUGAGCUUGGUGAUAUAGAAGUUUCUGGACGAUUACAAGGUGAUGUUGAAGGGAAGGCGCAAACUAGUAACGCUGGCAUGGUUGCUGGAGUCAUUCUUGCAGUUUUACUUUCCUGUGGCGUUGUGGGCUUCAUAUUAUUGUAUUACCGUCGUCGGGUCAAGAGUCUGAAAACAGAGUUGGCCCAAGUGCACUAUCAUGCAGAUCCCGGAGUUUCCCCUGACCGUCACCACUUUGACAAUCCAGCCUAUUCAUACACAGGAAGGGUUGCUGCCAAUGGCUCUGCUGUUGGUGUUGGAUCUGAUGAGGGGUCACUCUUGCCCCUUAACAAUAUGCACAAGAAAAUUCAUAAUAAUCUUGGCAGCAAAAAUAAUCUCAAUAUUGAAAGGCAGAGAGCUGGUUGUAGCACUGAAGAUGAUGAUGACUUAUGCUCAAAGGGUGCAUAUGGGCUACAGUUCGAGCAUCCUAUCUCUGCAAAGAAUUGGGGAGCAGAUCUUGGUAAUCCUAAUUUAAAUAUGUAUCAAUCAGUAGAUGACAAAGCCAUGGAACAUGUUUAUGACGAAAUCAAGCAAGCCAAGGGUAAAGAAGCAGAAAUGGAGUAUGAUCAUUUGGAUUAUAGUAGGCCUGCAACUUCAUGGAAACCUCACUACCACCAGCUUUUGGACAAAGGAAGCAUUUCAGGGGCUGGCUCUUCCAGUGCUGCAAGUACAGCAAGCACAGCAAUACUUAACAUACCAAAUACAGAGGUGGAGCCUAGCAGUAGUAGCAACUGCAGCAACAGUAGCAGCAGCAGCACGAGCUCAAGUGGGAGUGAAGAUGUAGCCAAGAAAAUGAUUUGAUCCUCAUACUCUCUUUUUGUAUCUUAACUUUAAAUGAACAUUCCGCUCUGCGAGGGCUCCUUUUCUCUUACUGAGUAGGAAUUAAGGUGGAUCUGCAAUAUAUGCAUAUAUGCAUUUUCUCGUGAGAUGGUACAUUUUGACUGAUUUCAGGGGCAACUAAAUGAAGCACAGUUCCUCUAAGGAACUCUCUCAGAAAUAUUUCUGAUGUUGUCCGUGGGCUCAUGAGACUAGUCACUUGCUUGAUUUUAAUUUUCCAUCCUUUUGUGUGCAAACACUAUUUUAAAGUUUUACCACUGACCAGAACCUUUUUUUAAUUUUGACCAUCCAAUGAAUUAAAGGAGAGAUCAUCUUCGAGGUCCUGAACAUGUUUAAAACUCUUUAUUUCCCUUUCAUUUGUGACUUGUUUAGAAGACCGUUACGGAGUUCUUUUGUGAUAUACCAACAUUUCUUAGUCUGUAGUUUUAAUGACUCUUACUUUUUGAGAUUUCUGCUGUUUCUACCAGUCUACUUUUAUGAAGUGCUGAACCAUUUUGAAUGAAAUAAGACGAGCAAUCAAUUAUAAUUAUUUUGUACAUAUUCUAUUUAUUUUUUGUAUAUAUUGUCAUUGUCAUUUUAGUUUAAAAACAAAAUCCUUUUUAUUACUGUUUUUCUAUAACUAAGAAUUAUAUUAAUAUUACAAAUAUUUUGUGUGUUCAUGUACAGUACACUUGUAUCAUUGUAAUUUUUGAGUGCAGAAGUAUUGCUUUUAUUGUGUAUCAUGUGUUCAUUGUGUGUCAGGGCAAAGGUCUUCCUUCCUAUUGCACACCUAUUGAAGUGAUUUCUAUUGGAUGUAAUGGAAUGCUUUGAGAAAUUGAGUUUUCAGCAUGUGGAAACAUGCAAAUUUUAAACUGCAUAGAAGCUAGGAAUCGUGGGUUGAUAUUUUCAAUGAAAAUUUUAUGUUCUGUAAUUUUCUUAAUCCGAAUGAAAUUUAACACAACUAAACAGUAAUAGCACUUCUAUUUGCUGUUCUCAUUUAUUUAGAGCAUGUGUUUGAGAUGUAUCAAGUAUUCUAGCGUCAAUCAACGAAUCAUUGCAUCAAUUUGAUAUUGCUUAACAUUUAUUUGUUAAUUUGUCAGAUGUUGUGCCAACUUUAGGUACCAUAAUUUGUUAAAAAUUUGUCUGAUUUCAUUUUAUGAGUUUUACAUAAAUUUAGACAAAUAUUCCAACAUAUGUUUUGUGUGUUGUUUAAUUGGCAAUCUCUUUAUUGUCUAUGAGGAGCUGUGUGUAAAGAAACAGACUGAAUUCUUUUGUAGAUAGAUGGCCCUCUGUGAAUUAUGUAUUGUGACAUUGUGACUGUGAUGGAAAUAAAUAUAUUUUAAUUCAUA